Molecule: messenger RNA, 426 nt
Organism: Dentiscutata erythropus
Lineage: Eukaryota; Fungi; Glomeromycota; Glomeromycetes; Diversisporales; Gigasporaceae
Source: the annotation of a GenBank genome assembly
AUGCCAAUAUUAUGUCAACGACAACAACGAGGACCUUAUGUAACUAAGGCAUGCACAAAUUGCCAACAGAAACAUGUAAAAUGCACCGGAAAAGCAACUUGUAAAUAUUGCAUGUCGCGAAAUCUUGAAUGUACUUUUAUUAAUUCGGGUAAAACACGCGGACCAAAGCCAAGAAAACAAUGGAAUUAUGUUCUUAAUAAUUCUGAUAUUAACUUUGAUGGAAGAUUUAUGCCACACUCUGUAACUCCCAACAUCGUGCAGGGUCACACAUUGACUUUUCCAGAUAAUAACCAUACUUUUUAUUCCAAUUCUUACGAUGAAUUCCAAAACAUCCACACUCCUCAAGAAAUCAUUCCUUUACUUUAUCAAACUCAUACUGAUAACACUGGCUAUUUUAUGCAAAAUAACCAUUUUAAUUUAUAUUAA